Messenger RNA from Solenopsis invicta (red fire ant), 5009 nucleotides. It is a transcript of the gene Tango1, whose product is annotated as transport and Golgi organization protein 1. Gene Ontology annotation, cellular component: endoplasmic reticulum exit site; endoplasmic reticulum membrane. The transcript has 18 exons. Gene Ontology annotation, biological process: endoplasmic reticulum to Golgi vesicle-mediated transport; protein secretion; vesicle cargo loading. The record is from RefSeq and is a predicted model, not a curated record. NCBI's taxonomy places the organism in Eukaryota, Metazoa, Arthropoda, Insecta, Hymenoptera, Formicidae. Bases 141 to 4448 code for a protein of 1435 amino acids. Gene Ontology annotation, molecular function: protein binding.
GUUAAAGAAAAUUUCACGAAUGCUAAAUUUUACCGCUCUACAGAGCGCGUAGUUUGUGGUCACGUUGCGCGUCUGAGAGGCAGUGUCAUUGUGCGUUAGUAGACGUCGGUAGUGAUGUGGAACUUUGCAACGGUGAAAAUAUGACGAAAAUAAACCCAUUUACAAAUAUUCCAUUUCUGCGUGUCGCAAUAAUUCUCUACGUAAUAUCGCAAUGCCUAGCCGCCCUAUCCGACAAACAAUUAUGUUACGACCUCAAUUGUUCAGAACCCAUUUCGUUGGCCAGGACUUUACUCACUUACCAAUCAAACGAUCGGGAGGUAAUGUCAUUUGGUGCCAAUGUAGAAGUCAAAGUUUUCAGUAAAGGAGCUGGAAAACGGACAGAUUUAUGGGGUGUCGAGAUAAAGGGCAAACGUGGAUUCGCUCCCAAGUCACUCCUAAAAGAAUACAAAAUUCUAAAACGUGAUUUGUCAUACGAAGUGCCUGUCUAUAACUUUAAUGAUGAAGCUAACAAAGUUCAGCCCAAGACACUUGAGUCGAAGGAGAAGAAAAGUGGCGAAUCAUUCACUUUGUUGGAAGAUGAAUUGUCUCAGACUGAUAAGACGCCAUCGUUGGAAUCCAUAGAUGACAGUACCAUAGAAGAAUCAUCUCAUGGGAUCAGUGCAGAUAGCAUAUCACCUUCUUACGAGGUGAUAGAUGGUACCACAGUCUAUUUUGAGGGUAGUCCAUCUGUGCAACCCAAUUUUGUAGCUGAGGUUGCACAGGCUACUGCAUUGCCAAAUAAACAGGCUGCAAUGACUUCUGAUUCUGAAACAGUUCGCGAAGAACUAUCAUCUGACAAAGAUACAUUUAUCAACAACAAAAAGUUACAGCCAAGUACGAACGACGCCGAUGAACUUAAAGAAACUCCAUCGUCGGUAGAUACUCAGAAACAAACUAGCUCCGACGUACCGCUUGAGAAUCCAGAAAGUAUAGUCGGUUCAACCUUAGACAUAGCGAGCAAAGAUGGCAUUUCGGCAGUCGAUGAAAGCAGUAAAUCUGAGAAGGAUUUAUUGAAAAAUGUAGAACAUAUGGAAACAUCAGAUGAUGCAGAGGAUGAUGAAGAAGAGGAAGAUACCGAAGAAACUACUGAAAGUGGUGGUAUAUUUGCCUCCAUUACAAAAACGUUAAAAAUUUUAUCCAACUCAGAAGAAACUGUGGCAACAGAGAGCACCCCCACUACUCAAAGCAGUGAUGAUACAGCUGCUUUUGAAGUUGCUAUUGAGAGCAAUCUGCAAUUGGAGGAACAAGUUUCAAAAAAUAUUAGAGUUGAGGAAGCUGUAACUGAACAAAUUCUUCCAUCUACUCAAAAGUUGAAUUCAAAUAUAGAUCAAAGUAUUAUAAAUAAAGAAAAGAUAGAAACACAGCAAGAAAUUAUACGCGAGAGUACUGAGAGCGCAGAAAUUUCAGACGAAAAGAUAAAGGAAGCUGUCACGAUUAUUUUGGAAAGUACAACAUCUAGCGACGUGCCUUCAUCGAAUAAUUUUGUACAUGAAAACGCUGAAAAGCCUGCCAAAGAAUUGCCAACAGUACCUUCAAUUUUAGCAAACGAUAGUUCUGUAUCCGCUAAUGCCGAUGUUACUAGCCACAUUGAAAAUAUUGAAAUACAGGAAAUAAGUGAGGCAAAUAAAGUUACGGAAAAUAUUGAUGCAAUUACUUCUGAUAAAGAGGACUCAACAGUCUUGUCUAAUUUGCAAAAAACUGUUCAAAGUAGCAAUGAGCAAAAAUUAUCAGAAAGUGAUGAAGCACAUUUAGAAAAUACAAAUAAAGAUACCGAUUACAAAGAAACAAUUGACCAAGCAGAUAAAAUUGUAAAUGCUGAAAUUUCAGAAAGUACUAGCUUACCGUCUGAAACGGCAGAAAGUAUUGCAAUGACGGAAUCAUCCUCUGAGAAUGACGUCGGUGAAAAUAUAGUAAAUACGGAAAAGGCAUUAAAUCACAGUGCUGUGGAUAUGCAAUUUAAUAAGGAAUCAAUUGUACAUAGUUAUGUAAAUAGAAUUGAUGACUUCGUUAAUGAUACUAGUGUCGACAAUGUUCCUAUAGAAUCUGAUGAAUUCUUGAAUGGUAUAAAAUCUAGCGUUCUCAAGCCAGAGCAAUCUAUAGAGUCUAGUCAAGAACGCAUGAUCUCAGAGCAAACAAUGACUUCCAACGAAUUUCUCAAGAGACAAAUUUUUACUCAAAAUUUAGAACACAAAGAUAUCGAAAGUCAGAUCGAUAAAUCUGUGAAAGAAGAAGAAACCUUGCCUGAAUAUGGUGAGCACAUAAACAGUGAAGAUGAGGUUUUGAACGAGAAUAAGGAUGAAGAUAAUAGCUUGGAAAAACCUACAUACAUACCAGGUGAAACAGAAGAUAAAGUUUGUACGAAUGAUCACAAAUGCGAAAUUGAGACAACAACAGAGUUUCUGAACCAAAAGGGAGACUUCGAAAAUGAAGAAGAUAAUUUGUUUGAUGUAACAAGAUUGGAUCAUAAUUAUUGGAAAACAUUGAUGUAUCUGUGUGUAACAGCUUUUACAACACUCACGUUCACUCUUGGAUAUUAUUACAUUGAGAACGUAAGAAGAGAUGGGCAACUCAUUGCGAGAAUUAAUAAACUCGAGAAAGAGUUGUUAGUCUCAACAAAAGAAUGUGAAGUGCUCGGCGAGAAUCUAAAAUCUGUCAAAGAUAAGUUGCAUUGCAUAGAAGAUGAAUCAUUUGGUUCUAACGAAAUGGUUGUAUCGCUAAAAGCUGAUUUAGAAAUGUCACAGAGCACAAAGAUAGAGUUGGAGGAACAAGUAAGUAUGUUGGAGAAAGAUUUAGAAAAUGCGACAGAAGCUGGAUUAGAGCUCGAGCGUAUGCUAAGAGAGGUUUUGUCAUCGAACAAUGAAGUUAACCCUUUGGCUCAGUCAGUGGAAGAUUUACAAGCACGAUUAGACGCUCAACAAGCCGCGAAUGAAUCCUUGACGAAUGCACUGAAUUUUAAGGCUCAAGAGAUUGAAGUUUUAUCAGCAGAUCUUGUCUCUGCUAAGAAGAAAUGUGAGGAACUUGAAAUAGAAUAUUCGCAAGCACAGGAUGAAUUGGCGACUCAAAAAAAUCUUAAAAACGAUAUAGAACAAACGCUAACAAAUAAAAUACAUAAUUUGGAAGAGCAAGUAAACGAAUUGUCUAUUGAAAAGUCGUCAUUGUAUAAAGAGUUGAGAGGCAAAGAGAUAGAAGUGAAAGAACUAUUGGAAAUUAUUAGCCAAGUAAAAUCAAACAAUUUAGAUUUGGAAAAGUUAUAUGACGUAUCUCGCAUUAAAAUUGAAGCAGUGCAAUUGCGUGAGGAGAGGGACGAAUUAAAGAUGCGAUUAAAUGAUGUUGAUGGUGCUCACCAAUUGUUAGAAGAGCAUAUGAAAAUUGUUAAGGAGGAAAUAGUCGCUUUAAGCGAUCAAUGUAAAAUGGCUGAAAAAGAAAAGAAAGAUGCAGAGACACGACUUGAGGUUUUGUCAAAGUUCUUCCAAGAAAAGGAAACCGAACGGCAAAAGGAAGAAGCCAUUUGGUUACAAAAACAAGGAGAAGUAAUGUCGACGGUUGAAAGGUUGCAUACAAUGCAAAAUGAAAUUCAAAAUUACAAGCAACAAAUAGAGGUGUUAAAACGAGAGAUCGUAGAUCAGGAGAGAGAAUACAAAAAUCAAAUAUCUACUCUAGAAACAAAAGCACACGAGCAAUGGGUUGCUGCCCGUCAAAACGAACGUCGUUUGGAAGAAUCGAAAGCUGAGGCCGGCCAGUUACGUAAUCGCCUUACACUUGUAGAGAAAAACUUAAAUGACGCCGAUCCUGAAGCAAAACUACACCGCCUGGAAACGAACGGGGAAACGGCGACUUCCCCGCCACUGUUCAUAGGAGCAGAAUCGUCCAGUUCUCCCGUAAUGUUUAGUGGUUCCUCGGGAGUCCCACCGCCCCCGCCACCCUCCUAUCGGGCGAAUUGUUUCCCACCAUAUUUACCGCCCUUGCCACCGCCAGUCGUUGCUUCUGGUUUACCUCCGUACGAUAUUAGUCAACGUCCUCCGCCUCUUGGCGGCAGACUAUCAUCACCCCCGCCGAUGUUACCGCCGCCGGCAUUGCAUCGUCCUCCGGCAUCCGGGGGCAGAUAUGAGAACGCCGGUACGCCGCCACCGCCUAUGUCUCCGCCGCAUUUACUUCCACGCUUCGAUCACCAUAGAUCACCGCCUCCAUUCGGUGGCGAUUAUAUCCCGCCUCUUCCUCCACCUGGCACAAUUUUUCCUCCACCUCUCGGGGCGACACAUCCAUGGGGUGAAGAAUCACUGCCGCAUCCGCGCAAUUCUGGUUUUCAUCCUCAUCAACGAGAGCAACGUGCGCGCAAUCAUAAAGGACACAAUCGUUUCUUCAAAGUGAAACAAUUUUGGAGUACUAUGGAAGGAAAUAAUACCAAAUAAAAUGUCAGGUUCCUUACAUUCUUCGGGAGAAUCGCUGGAUAAAGGGCAUCAUGGGAAAGUCUAAGUUUUGUAUCUUGUUAUUCAAUAUACUUGUACAAAGGCCAAAUCAUCACUGUAUCAGUGAGAGUUCUCAUUGUAUUACAAUUAUAAAUAAAUAAGUGAUGAUGAAAAUUGUACGUCGAAUAUAUAUUAACAGAAAGAAACGUAUUAUACAGGGAUUCAUUAAACAGUGUCAAUGUUGUUAUUAUAUAUCUGUGAUUAUUAUAUAAUAGACUGUUUCCCUAUUGCUUUUGUUAAAUUUUUUUAUCAUCCGUUAUCCGACAAAUUAGCAAUUCUUUUGUUUUACGAUUUUAGAAAUACGUAUAGCAAGUUAUUUGUAAAAAAAAAUUGAGAAAAAUAUUUUUAUACGUUCUAAUUGUACCGUAAAAACGAAAGAAACAUUACAAACUUGUAAUUAAGUUAUACAUCUCUGGUGAAAACAUUUAUAUAUAUACUUUAGAUAUAAAGAAAUGUUUGACUUGUAGUAAAAUAAAAUGUAAUAAAAUUCUUAUAAUCAAUGUA